UGUUUUCGGAUUUUCUUUGACAAUUCAACCAUUAUCUACAGUUAAAACAUAAACAUAACUGAAUAUGGACUCAAAAGGAAGAACUACACCAACCCAUGUAUAUCAACAAUUGGAACCCUCAAUCGAGUGGGUAAAUGAGGACGAUUGCAACACUCUUCUUGUUUAUCUCCCCGGUUUCACAAAGGAACAACUGAGGGUUCAAUUAAGAUCAAAGACGUUGAUCAUCAGCGGUGAACGUAAACUCCAUGACAACGCAUGGAUUCGAUUCCGGAAAGAAUUUAUUGCUUCAGAACAAUGUGUUAUCAGCAAAAUAAGUGCGAAAUUUGAAGGCAGCAUAUUGUUUGUUAAGCAGCCAAAAUCCGUCGCCCCAAUGGCGGAAGAAGAAGGAAAACCCCCCAUCGAAGCUCCUGCUCCAAAACCAGAGAAACCAAUUGACGAAACAAAAAAGCAUCAGAAAAGAACCCGAGUUGAACACGAUACCAAACCCACUUCCACGACAGAGUCAAAUGACAGAAAUGGUGUUGGUCAGAACGCGAAAAAAGAUUCUGAGAAGAACGUAGAGUUGAAGGAACAGAAAGGUGUUUGUGAAAAUGCGUCAGAGAAGAAGGUGAGUGAUUUGGGUUUUGUGAUGAAGAUGAAACCAUCGAAGAAUGUAGUGAAUUUGAUUUUGGUGCUUGUGGUGGGAUUAUUGGUGGGUGUUUAUUGCUCCGAAGCAAUCAAGUCUUGCAACGCUUGAGAAUAUGUGAAAGUUUUACUUAUUAACUUGUAAAAUUGUGAAUUAAUUUGAGUGAAAUUAAUAAAGAGUUCUUGAUUUCGAUUUUUUAAA
Molecule: messenger RNA, 826 nt
Organism: Lactuca sativa (garden lettuce)
Lineage: Eukaryota; Viridiplantae; Streptophyta; Magnoliopsida; Asterales; Asteraceae
Biological process (GO): cellular response to heat
Source: RefSeq, a predicted model, not a curated record